UAAGCCAAACAAAGAAGAAACGAACUAAAGCAGAAGAAGAAGAGGGAGAAGAAGAAGAAGAAGAAGAGGAGUGAAACAGGAAUAAGCGCCUGACGCAGUUAUUUGGAGGCUGUAUGAAUUAGGAUAUACCGUGAAGUAAUGGUUAACUGUAACGGACUUUGGAUUCUGCCUCCUACACCGGUGUACAAGGUCUGUGUUAUGAAUGCAGAUACCAGGUAGUAGUCGAGUUCAGCUGCUCCGUUAGCUUAACCACUGUUUAUUUCGUUAAGAGGAAUGCAACGGCCCCCGAGCUCCACUUCCCUUUGAGCUCACUCGUUGAGCAUGAACUCCAUUUUUACGACGAAGCAGUGUUAAAAACCGUUUAAACUAACCGUUAUUUGUAGUCAUGGCGACCGACUUUGUAAAGAACUUUGUACAGAUGUGCAAUUAUCUCCAGGACCCCCGCCAUGUAGCGAGGUUUCAAAAUGUUUGCGGCGUUAAAGGGACAUUUCCGGUUAUACCGACCGAGCCGAACUGCGGAGAGUCGGAGCCGGACCGUGUCGGACUGAGGAAGAGGGGGCAACAGGGAGGACCAAGCUCGGUUGUGAAUGGAGCCGCCGGGGAUGCGAGCGCACCGCAGGUUAACGGUAUGCAGGGUGACGUUACCGUCAGGCCUGAUGGUCCAUCAGCUAAUGUCGACCCAGACACCGCAAGAGCAAAACCCCUCCGGAAAAACUCCCUGACCGGAGAUGUGGGUCAAGAGUUCCUGAUCCACAACAAGUUUCUGUUCUACCUGUUCACGUUUGGGACGGAGCUGGGCAACGAGAUGUUCUUCAUAGUCUUCUUCCCUUUCCUCUUCUGGAACAUCGACGCCCUGGUCAGCCGGAGACUCAUUGUCGUCUGGGCCUGGAACCUGUUCGUGGGACAGUCCACUAAGGACAUGAUCCGCUGGUCUCGGCCGGCCUCCCCUCCCGUGGUGAAGGUGGAGGUUUUCUACAACUCCGAGUACAGCAUGCCGUCCACGCACGCUAUGACGGGAACAGCCAUCCCCUUCUGUCUCUUCAUGCUGACCUACGGACGGUGGCAGUACCCCUUCCUCUUUGGCUUUAGUGUGGCUCUCAGCUGGAGUGUCCUGGUCUGUGUAAGCAGAGUCUACAUGGGGAUGCAUUCUAUUCUGGAGGUAAUCACUGGCUUCCUAUACAGCCUUCUUAUUCUAGCCUUUUUCCAGCCAAUUUUGGACAAGAUCGACGGCUUCUACAUGACGGACCACUUUGCUCCACUUGUGAUUAUUGUGUCUCAUGUGAGCCUGGGACUUGUGGCUUUCUCUCUGGAUUCCUGGAGCACCUCUCGGGGCGAUACAGCUCAGGCUCUUGGCACCGGGGUAGGAGCUGCUAUCGGUACCCAUGUGAACUAUCAGCUGGGGCUGCUGCUGGAUCCACCACUGUCCUCACUCCCUCUAACUUUACCACCAAUCGGCACCAGCUUGGUGGUUCUCUCCCUUCUGCGCUUCGUCAUCGGAGUCGCAGUCAUCCUCGUCACGAGAAUGGUUAUGAAAGCAGCGACUAUUCCGUUCUUAUGUCGACUGUUCGGGCUGCCUUCAGAUGAUGUAAGACAGGCGAGGCAGCACAUGAAAGUAGAACUGCCGUACCGUUACAUUGUGUACAGUGUUGUAGGUUUUAGUUGUGUCUGUGUGGUGCCUCUCAUCUUUAGGAUCUUAAACCUUGCCUGAGUGUUGUGUGCAAACUGUCAUUAGCUGCUGACAUGGUGAACAGCACUUGGAAACAUGCUGCUUGUUUGUUUUAGUGUUUGGUGGUAUUCUAUAUUUUUUUUAUAUUGUCAAUAUUCAUCUGUGCCAUAGAGCGCCACAGUGUUGCUCUAGGUGACAUGUUCCCUUAUAAUGAUGAGCAUGGGCACUGUAGUUUAUACUGAAUGUGUCCCCCUCACACUGCUAUUUUAAUCAAUCUGCAACUGAAAAGCCACACAACAAAUACCGUAUUUACUCCUGUUUGACUGUUAAUCGACAAGCCAUUUUUAGGUAAUAAUUUAGCCUCCUAAAAAAGAAAAAAGGAGGAACAAUCAAGGUUAUAAACCUUCAGAAGGAACCAAUGGGCUUGGGGCCCAGAGCCACAGACUGUAGUAAAUAUUUAAAGAACUAAAGUAUUGUUGGUUUUGGCCUUUUUCUUGGCAUUUGUUGACAAUAACAACAAUAUAGAACAUCACCAGCCUCAUCCUUUGAAAUCCACCUGUGGUUGACACAUUUUAAGGAAUCUAUUGUACAUUUCCAUUAGUGAUCGAACUAUAUGACAACAUGUUAUUGGAGAAUUCCAUGUUCUAAGAAUAAACCAAACCAUGAAUCAGUAAUGUGUGAAGUCACUUCACUUCUCAUUUGUUGCCGUGCUUAAUCAGCCUGGAAGCACAAAAAUACUGUAAGUAUUUAAGCUCACAGGUGUCGGGGUAGUUACACGGUCUCUGUAUCGUUAUGCUUUUUCUACACUAUCAUAAUCAGCGUUAUCGCUUCAACUCCUUUUUUGUACAUUUUUGUGCUUGUUUUAAAAACAUUUGUUUUAAAAACAAGUGCUAUGGAUAGUCAUUUGAAAGCAUUAAAUUAAAAUAACAUAUUUUUGAUAAAGUAUUUUGCCAUCUUAACUAACUUGGUCUGUAUUGUUGCCCUAACAACAUUUUAUUAUUCAUACUUGAUUUCUAAGAAUUAUAUUCAGGCGACAUUUCAGCUGGCCUUCCUUAAACUGCGGUGUAUACAAACACUGACUCUAGCACUUGUCUGAAUGUUUUAAUUGUUUAUUUGUCGUGGCAAUGUUUCAAUAAUGGUUCGCUUUAAAAUUCAUGUCUGAAUAUUAAUGCCUGAGCAUUUAUUCUUACAGUAUAUAACAAGUACUAUAUGUAUGUCUAUUAUAAACAUCCACUCUCACAUCUUUUUUCUAGGACUUGUAUCCUUUGGUGAAAAUAAUGAAGGAGAAUAAAAUAUUCCAAAAAAAAGGAAAGAAAAACA
Molecule: messenger RNA, 2986 nt
Organism: Cottoperca gobio
Lineage: Eukaryota; Metazoa; Chordata; Actinopteri; Perciformes; Bovichtidae
Product: sphingosine-1-phosphate phosphatase 1-like
Exons: 3
Coding region: 386-1708 (440 amino acids)
Biological process (GO): sphingosine metabolic process
Cellular component (GO): endoplasmic reticulum membrane
Molecular function (GO): sphingosine-1-phosphate phosphatase activity
Source: RefSeq, a predicted model, not a curated record